This is a messenger RNA of Erpetoichthys calabaricus (reedfish), 2178 nucleotides long. It is a transcript of the gene sike1, whose product is annotated as suppressor of IKBKE 1. The coding region runs from base 210 to 833 and encodes 207 amino acids. The transcript has 6 exons. Lineage: Eukaryota; Metazoa; Chordata; Cladistia; Polypteriformes; Polypteridae. The record is from RefSeq and is a predicted model, not a curated record.
UUGGCAGCUGUGGCGUCAGACAUUGGGCGGAAGUGGACCUGGGGGCGGUUUGGCAGCACAGGCGGGCAGCAUAGUUAACACAGUCUGCUGUUUUCCUCCUCUGUGUAAGAUCUGUUUGCAGCUCCAAGUUUUUAAGGCUGCUGGCUUCUUUACAAAAAAAUAAAUCUUUUAUGGUUAGCAGCAUCAGUGAAAAUCAUUUCUCUUAAAAAAUGACAUGCACUUUGGAGAAAAUUUUGGGAGAUGCCCGAACUUUGCUGGAGCGUCUGAAGGAGCAUGACACAGCUGCAGAGUGUCUGAUUGACCAGUCAAGUAUUUUGAACCAGCGCAUUGAAAGCAUGAGGGAAGUGGGGGCUACAGUGCUGGAGAAGCAACAGGAGGAUAGUGCUGUGUUUAAGGACCUAUCAAAGUACAAACCUCACAUCCUCCUCACACAGGAAAACACACAGAUUAAAGAGCUGCAGCAGGAGAACAGAGAGCUGUGGCUAUCACUGGAAGAACAUCAGUAUGCUUUGGAGUUGAUUAUGGGAAAAUAUCGGAAACAAAUACUAAAUCUAAUGAUGGCCAAGAAGCAGCUUGAUGCAAAACCUGUUCUUCAAAUCCAUGAGGAGCACUCAAAGGCAGUCCAGUCACAGGUGGACCGCAUUUGUGAGAUGGGAGAGGUGAUGAGGCAGUCGGCACAAGCUGAUGAUCAGAAAUUCUGCAGUGUUCAAGAAAGACUUGCACAACUUGAGAUUGAAAAUAAACAACUCCGGGAGCUUUUCCUGAUCAGCAAAGGAUUUACAAAACAGAAAAAGGAUGGACAAUAUGAAAACAUUAUCCUUUCCCCAAAAUAACACCAACCUGUGAGCAAAAACAAAAGUUGGUCUGAAUUUCUUGUGCUCAUAGCAGAGUAAAUUGGCGCAGAUGGCGUAAGUGUAUACUUGGUUCAGACUGUGGAUCUUUCUAUGUAAUCAGAAAAGAAGAGAAUGACUUUAUCCAAAUGUAUGGCAAAGAUCAGACUCUGCCAUCCUGUGCUUUUCAGGUUUCUUUUCUGCCAGUGAAUGAGGUCAUUGUUAUUUAAAUAUAACAUAAUUACCUCGCUCUAAAGAAAUGCUGAACUAGAAUAAUUAGGAUUGGUGUCAGUCCCUCCAUUUUAGAUAUCUCGGUCACAUUAAUGUUUGCUUUCCCAUUUACAAUUCCUGCUUUUUAGGCACAGUAGAAGUACUAAGGGACUGUAGUAAUCGGAUAUAUGGAUGUCCUUUUUAACCGUGGUCUCUAGGUAUCAUUUGGCUUUUACCUGCACUAGGAUGACAAUCCUACUCAAGGUAUGUUUCAUCUGAGGUUGUUUUAGUGCUAAUAGUAGACCUCUAAUCAGAUAUAUCCAGUCCCCAGCGUCCCCAACCUCAUGUGAAAUGGACUUGAGAGUUUAAGCUGAAAAAACUCGCAAGCUUUCAACUAAUGACCAAUCCUUCUUUCUACUUUACUGCAAUAACUGCUAUCAGGGUGGGAAAUUGUGUAGCAGAUCGGGUAUGUGUUAAGACAUAAUGUGCUUUCAAAUAUGAAAUGUGUCCUGCUGAUAAGUUCUUAUGCAAUAAAUACAUUUUGGAUAUAUUUUUUGUAGCUGCAGUACUGCAAAAGGCUGCACUUAGUCUUUUUUUUCUUUUUGCUACAACACAACAUGUACCUAGUGGGUAGUCUUCAUGUUUUAAAUGUUAAAAAAUAUACAGUAUAUACAGGGCUCUCCCUUAAAGAUAGGGUGAGAAGCUCAGUCAUCCAGGAGGGGCUCAGAGUAGAGCUGCUGCUCCUCCGUAUUGAGAGGAGUCAGAUGAGGUAGCCCGGGCUUCUGUUCAGGAUGCCUCCUGGACGCCUCCCUGGUGAGGUGUUCCGGGCACGUCCAACCGGGAGGAGGCCCCGAGGAAGACCCAGGACACACUGGAGGGACUAUGUCUCCCGGCUGGCCUGGGAAUGCCUAGGGAUUCUCCCCUCUCCCCGGCCACUUCUUCUAGCUCUUCUGGAAGUCUGGGUACCUCUGCUCAAGCUGCUGUCCCCGUGACCCGACCUCGGAUAAGCCAUUAUCCAUCCAUGGAUGGAUGAAUAACAGUAUUCAGAAAAGCAAUCCUUAUCACUCCAUUAUAUAAAAAAAAAAAAACCUGAGACGAGACUUUUUCAGGGAGAUGCGUUCAAGUCCCGCGAGAAAAG